Molecule: messenger RNA, 4425 nt
Organism: Pieris brassicae (large cabbage white)
Lineage: Eukaryota; Metazoa; Arthropoda; Insecta; Lepidoptera; Pieridae
Gene: aub
Product: piwi-like protein Siwi
Exons: 19
Coding region: 130-2838 (902 amino acids)
Biological process (GO): regulatory ncRNA-mediated gene silencing
Cellular component (GO): P granule
Molecular function (GO): protein binding; piRNA binding
Source: RefSeq, a predicted model, not a curated record
AUAUUAUUGUGGUUAUUGGUAAGCCGCUGAGAAGUGAGACUCGCCGCCCUCGUUUUCGGACUUUCUGAAGUAUCUAUCUAUAUCAAAGUUCUAUAUUUUGUUACAUAAAAUUUACUAUAAAAGGUCGUUAUGGGUGAUCGUGGUAGCGGCCUGGGAAGGGCUCGCGGUCGAGCAGGCCGAGGUAACUUCGGAGAACAACAGCACAGACGACCGGGGGAGCGAGUGCGCCCAGCGCAAUCUGCUCCCUGUCCGGGCACAUCUGCGCCAAGACCUCAACCACCUAGUGCAUGGGGUCCGCCCAGCGUAGCUCCACACGUUAGAGCUGGAGUACCUCAACCAACUGAACCUGCUGGCAGAGCCUCUCAUCGUUCAACUCCAUCUACUCAUGCACACCCUGGAGAUGUAGAUGUUCAACAACAAAUGCAAAAUUUGGAUUUAGGAAGAAAAGAAUUAGGAGGUGGUGAUGCUGCAUCUGCACCUUCACGAGGUUCAUUCCGAGGUGGUGGAAGAAUUCUGCCAGAUCAAGUUCAAGUUCUUAGGACAAGACCAGAGGCAGUUACAUCAAAAAAGGGAACAUUUGGUACACCAAUAAAUCUACUAGCCAACUAUUUCACUGUGGAGACUACUCCUCAAUGGUGCCUUUACCAGUACCACGUUGAAUUUGAUCCAGAGGAGGAUCGCACUGGUGUUAGAAAAUCCCUUUUACGUCCACACACCAAAAAUUUUGGGGGAUGUCUUUUUGAUGGAACAGCACUGUAUACUGUGAAACGUCUACCUCAGAGUCCUAUGGAAUUUUACUCUGAACGAAAAUCAGAUGGGGAGAAAAUACGGAUUUUGAUCAAGCUGAUAUGUGCCGUCAGUCCUGGAGACUACCAUUACAUCCAAAUCUUCAAUAUUAUUAUAAGAAAAUGCUUCACCAUGCUGAAUCUUCAACUGAUUGGCCGUGAUUUCUUUGAUCCACAGGCUAAGGUGGACAUGCGUGAACACAACCUGGAAAUUUGGCCUGGAUAUAAAACUACUAUUAACCAAUAUGAGGACCGGCUUUUGAUGGUCACAGAAAUAACGCACAAGGUAAUCCGUUUAGACACAGUUCUGCAAUUGCUGCAUGUAUAUAACAAGACUAAAGGGCCUUCGUUCAAGCAUCAAUUUUGUCAAGAUUUGGGAGGUCAGAUUGUGAUGACGGAUUAUAAUAUGAAAACGUAUCGAAUUGACGACGUGUCGUGGGAAAGUAAUGUCCAAUCAACAUUCCGUAUGAAAGAUGAAAAUAUCACGUACAUUGACUAUUAUAAAAAGAAAUACAACAUCACCAUCACGGAUAUGAGCCAGCCCCUGUUAAUAUCGCGUUCGAAGCCUCGAGACGUCCGAGCGGGAAUGCCCGAGUUGGUCUUUCUGGUGCCGGAAUUGUGCCGACUGACCGGUCUUACUGAGGACAUGAGAGCCAAUUUCCAACUUAUGCGCAAUAUGGCCGUUCAUACUAAAAUAGGCCCCGAUCAGCGAAUCCAGAAAUUGCUCCACUUCAAUCGCAGGUUGACUCAGACUCCGGAGGUCGUACAGGAACUGGCGUCUUGGUCUUUGAAACUGUCCAAUGACUUGGUGCGUUUCAAAGGACGACAAUUGCCUCCCGAGGAUAUAAUCCAGGGAAAUAAUGUUAAAUAUCCGGCUGGAGAUUCUUUAGACGGUUGGACCAGGGAUAUGCGAUCGAAGCAGCUUCUUACUAUUGCUCAAGUACCUUCGUGGGUCGUGCUCACCCCGAGUCGGCAGCAACGAGAUGCGGAAGCUUUCGUGGAUCUCAUAAUGAGGACUGGCGGCGGAUGUGGAUUUAGACUGCCAAGGCCAGAAAUUGUGACAAUUCAACGAGACAGCAGUGGUGAUUACUCCAAUAUGUGCGAUACCAUUAUUGCCCGUAAAAAUCCAACUUUAAUGCUUAUCGUUUUGGCUAGAGCCGCUACUGACAAAUACAAGGCGAUAAAGAAAAAGUGCACCGUAGACCGCGCGGUUCCCUCGCAAGUUGUGUGCGCACGGAACAUGACAAGUAAAACUGCGAUGUCCAUUGCUACGAAGGUAGCAAUUCAAAUGAAUUGUAAGCUGGGUGGAGCACCGUGGACGGUUAAAAUCCCGCUCCCGAGUCUCAUGGUUAUCGGAUAUGAUGUUUGCCACGACGCGCGAUCCAAGGAGCGCUCGUAUGGAGCGUUUGUGGCCAGUCUCGACAAACCCAUGAGCCAAUACUUCUCAGCGGUUAAUGCACACACUUCGGGAGAGGAACUCUCGGCUCAUAUGAGCUUCAAUGUCGGCUCCGCCGUUAAGAGAUAUCGUGAGAGGAACGGUAUAUUACCCGGAAUGAUUAUAAUAUACCGUGACGGCGUUGGUGAAGGACAAAUUCCCUACGUCUCCAGCCACGAGGUUGCAGAAGUGAAGAAAGUGCUAACUGAAAUAUACGGAACUCCGCAAUUCAAGCUGGCGUUCAUUAUCGUAUCGAAACGCAUCAACACGCGUAUCUUCAUCGAGAGGAAUCGUUCUGGGGAUAAUCCCAGACCCGGAACUGUCAUUGACGACGUGGUUACAUUACCGGAACGUUACGACUUCUAUUUGGUAACUCAGUCAGUACGUGAGGGUACGAUCGCUCCAACCUCGUACAACAUCAUUGAAGAUACAAGUGGACUGUCUCCAGACAGGAUCCAGCUUCUGACGUACAAGCUGACUCACAUGUACUUCAACUGUUCCUCUCAAGUGCGAGUACCCUCAGUGUGCAAAUACGCCCACAAAUUGGCUUUCCUGACGGCUAACAGCUUACAUGAUCAGCCACACCAUUCGCUCAGUGAAUCUUUGUACUAUAUCUAAAGAGUAUUAAGGAAAAUACACAAAAGUAAAAAUAAGGCUAUUGAACAUGCAAUUACAACAUUGUAUACUUUUGUGUAUUUGAAUUCAGUUGAUUCUAAUAUUUAGAUUUUUAUAGUUAAAGCCGUGUCUGUUACCAUGGUUGUGAUUAUAUUUCCAUGUAAAUGUCGCAGCCAACUAGAUUAAUAAGCCGUUCAAUUGACAGCCUAGCCGUUUAACUAAACAGCGCCGUGUAAUUAGCAGCCUGAAAGAUAUUCAGCCAGUAGAUCAAACAGCUAGGGUAGACUUGAAUUGAUGACGUUUCAUUACUUACCUAACCUGUUGACUGAUAAUGGCGUCUGCAAACCACAACUUUGAUGGUGUUUUCAAAAUUUUAAUGAAAAACAAGUACAAUGGAUGAGGGUAGUGACAAAAAUUAUGUAAAUGUAGCGUGUGACUCAAGCAAUUUAGUUUUUAAAGCAAUAUUUUUUACAUCAGAUAUUUCACUUUAUUUGUGCGACAUUUCAGCCGGCCAGUUUAUAAUAUAUUGUUACAAACGCAACGGCUGAACAUCUUUCAGGCCGUUAGUUAAACGGCGCUGUUGAGAGGCUAAGCUAUUACUUGAACGGCUUAUUAAGUUGGCUGCGACAUAAUAACGUUAAUCAUCGAGCAAGACUAAGUCUCGCUACACUAGUAGUACUUACUUUUUUAGAUUUUUAGUAUGUUUGCAUGUUUGUUCGAAUCUCGUAGCUCGAAUAAAGUCAAACAAUUAACCAUUAAGAUAAGACGUGUCCAAUUACCUCGUUUAAUAUAUUUUUGUUAAAAUUCUUGAACAUGUUCAAAUGUUUUUAAAAGACAUUUUUUUUUUGGUUUCAUUAUUACUUAGUUUGUAAGUUAUAUAAUAUGCAGCGGAACUGUUAUUUUAUUUAGAGCCAGAUUUCAAAUUGACCAGAACUUGGUAACAAUAUUCGCAUAAGUAUUGACGUGAAAUCAUUUUUAGUUAACAAAGCUAAGCUAAGCUGAAAGAUAAACAACAGUUUGAGACUUGUUAACUUAUAGUAGGGCUAUUUGAACCUUUAUUAAUUAAAAUAUAUGUUUGAGAUCUUGGCCUAUGUUGUGAUAUUUGAUGAUGAUCAAUCUCUGUUAAAACUUCUGGCAGCUCAGUUGCUCAGACGGGAUUGUUCAUACAUACAUGUUUACUUGUACAUAGUAUUAGUCAUUUGUUGAUUUAAUUCUAAGUCUUGGUAAGUUAAAUCGCCUGCUGCCGAAAUCCCACCUCGAGCCAAACUUGGCAAGUGUCAUAUUGUUGCAUUUCCUAGAUGUUAACUAUGAUAAUGUAUAAGAUUUGUUUGAAGUUCCAACGUUUUUUAUCUUUUUCUAUUGAGAUGAGGGCUGGUAUACACUUGAGAGUUUUCUAAGCGGAAUGAUUGAUUCGAAGCAAUGCUUCAUAUUUUGGUACAUUAUUUUUUAAAGUAUUUUUUCAUUAAAUAUUCCCGCUGUCCUAUGGUUUGAUAACUGUAUCUUCAUAAAUAUAUAUAUACGAACGUUUGAUACAUUCGUUCAUUGAAUUAAUAUGUUAUCUAGCUAUAGAGGCGUGGGUACUUUCGUAAA